CUUAACUGCAAAAUAUAUAAAUACACUUCUACCGUCUCCUUCUCCGUUAACGAAAUUCACAACAUAGCCCUUCAAUUUUCACUAGGGUUCAAUUCUCUACCCAAUCCAAAAAUCGCCAUGAAACUAGCUUCACUAGACAGUGUGACAAAUGCUCACGACGAUUCCAUUUGGUCGGCGGCGUGGGUCCGGUCGACGGAGGAAUAUCCGGCGUUACUUCUCACCGGAGGUCUUGACGAAACUGUGAGGUUAUGGGACCCGAGUAACUUCACUUGUGUUCAAACUUUCACCGGUCAUUGUCUCGGCGUUGUAUCUGUUGCUACACAUCCUACUCGUAGAAUUGCUGCAUCUGCUUCUAUAGAUAGCUUUAUUAGAGUUUUUGAGGUUGAUACUAAUAACACUAUUGCUACUCUCGAAGCUCCUCCUUCUGAAGUCUGGCAAUUGCAAUUUAGUCCAAGUGGUAGCAAUCUGGCAGCAGCUGGAGGUGGUAGUUCAUCAGUCAAGGUGUGGGAUACUAAUCGGUGGGAACUUGUUACCACAAUGUCCAUUCCUCGUCAAGGAGCCCCACAACCAUCUGAUAAAAGCACCAACAAGAAAUUUGUCCUUUCAGUUGCAUGGAGUCCUGAUGGUAGGCUUCUUGCUUGUGGAUCAGUUGAUGGGACUAUUUCUGUUUUUGAUGUAGCUCGCGCCAAGUUCCUUCACUUCUUAGAUGGCCAUACCAUGCCUGUUCGUUCUCUCGUGUUUUCACCUUCACUUCACGACUCAAGAAUACUCUUCUCAGCAUCAGAUGAUGGUCAUGUGCAUAUGUAUGAUGCGGAGGGGAAAACAUUGCUCACGUCUUUAUCGGGUCAUGCAAGUUGGGUUCUGAGUGUUGAUACCUCUCCAGACGGGGCAGCAAUUGCAACGGGGUCAAGUGACAAGACGGUUAGGCUAUGGGAUCUUAAGAUGAGAGCGGCUACGCAAACUUUAACCAACCAUACAGAUCAGGUUUGGGCUGUGGCUUUUGGACCAACAUCAAGGACUGAUGUUAGGUCCUGUAUGCUUGCAAGUGUGUCUGAUGACAAGAGUUUAUCAUUCUAUCAGUACUCUUAACAGUUGCAGUCAAAUAUCAAGAAAAUACUUGACUUAUUUUCGAAUUUGAUUUAAUAUAAAUAUUUUCAUUACAUAAUGAUAGAAUUUGAAGUUCUUAAGCCCUUUAA
This is a messenger RNA of Solanum pennellii, 1196 nucleotides long. RefSeq names its product WD repeat-containing protein VIP3-like. Gene Ontology annotation, molecular function: protein binding. The transcript has 2 exons. Gene Ontology annotation, cellular component: Cdc73/Paf1 complex. Bases 118 to 1089 code for a protein of 323 amino acids. The record is from RefSeq and is a predicted model, not a curated record. NCBI's taxonomy places the organism in Eukaryota, Viridiplantae, Streptophyta, Magnoliopsida, Solanales, Solanaceae.